AUGAUCCCUUGUUGUCACCGACGACGAUGUCUUCUUCUCUUACUUCUAGUGGCCUUUUUUGCGCUCGUCAGUCACUUUUGGUUAGGAAGCUAUACCAAUAUUGGCUUGACGGGCGUGUUCCAGGGUGAACCCGCUUCACUGCAAGAUGACGUCGAUCAUCAAGGCCGUUUGAAACAGACCACGAUUCCCAGCGAUGCCCACACCCAUGGUUUUACGGUUUUCGAAGAGCUCUAUCUACGAGACGGGACGCUCUAUAUCAUGACCGACAACCCCGACUCAUUUCCACCUCUGUCGCACAUUCUCUCGCAGCCAGGUCGGAGGGCUGCUGGGGUAUCGUUGACACCUACUGAUAACGAAAUGCAGGUAAUCAACCCAGCAGACGCGGAGGCAAUUCUUGGAGAUCGUGUUCUUCGUUUGAGCGGCUUCACCGUACUCUUGUACGAGCCCGAGCAGUUUAUGAAUCAUUACUACCAUUGGUGGGGAGAAAUCGUUUUAGGUCUAUGGCGGGUCUAUUCUAAACUCGGGACUGGUUUGAAUGGCACAAUCACCCCGCUACCGUUCCCUGCGCGAUUUAUCGCUCCAUUCGUAGAAGAGUCAGGCUGGCGAGAUCCUGCUUCAAUUAACGGGCCCAUCAUGCGUGUUGCCUUUCCAACAACUGCCGUCGAAAACGGUCACUACUGGCAAGACUUGAUCGAGAUUGAGGCUACGGUCGUGUUUAGCAGGGUGAUCGUGGUGAAUCGAGAAUCUGCGCAUUUGCACCCCUUCAGCGGAUUAUGGUACAAAAUGAUAGCAGGCACUAUGAAUGUAACUGUUCCUGAGGGAUUUUGGGAACCCAUUCGACAUUCCGUGCUUAACAACCUGCUGGGGUAUAUUCCAAAGUUCGAUGCUGUUUCAUCAAAGCCAGUCGUCACCUACAUCACAAGACAGCGCCGAACUCUCAUACACUCGCACCAUCGGGCACUUGUGAGGGAGUUGAGAAAGCUGAGAGUCGAGGGGAUUUGCGAAGUGCUUGUUGUGCGGAUGGAAGAGAUGACAUUAAAGCAACAGAUAGAACUUGCAGCAAGGACUACGAUUAUGCUCGGGGUGCACGGAAACGGUCUUACGCAUCAAUUAUGGAUGACACCAUCCACAAAGUCAACUGUCAUUGAGAUAUUUAUACCGACAGGAUAUACUUUCGAUUAUGAACUACUUGCUCGGAAUCUUGGACAUCGUCACUACGGGAUUUGGAACGACACGGCUUUGACCUACCCGAAGGGAACCACACAUAAGGGUGUCAAUUUUCCUCCUGGAUUUCACGGAAAUGAUAUUCCAGUGCAGGCAGAGACCGUAACGAGAAUUAUACGGGAACGUCUUCAGCAGCCUUCAUUAAGUAAUUGA
This is a messenger RNA of Marasmius oreades (fairy-ring Marasmius), 1377 nucleotides long. RefSeq lists its product as uncharacterized. The record is from RefSeq and is a predicted model, not a curated record. Gene Ontology annotation, cellular component: endoplasmic reticulum. Lineage: Eukaryota; Fungi; Basidiomycota; Agaricomycetes; Agaricales; Marasmiaceae. Bases 1 to 1377 code for a protein of 458 amino acids. Gene Ontology annotation, biological process: protein O-linked glycosylation via mannose. Gene Ontology annotation, molecular function: protein O-acetylglucosaminyltransferase activity. The transcript has 10 exons.